This is a messenger RNA of Ixodes scapularis (black-legged tick), 5474 nucleotides long. It is a transcript of the gene f, whose product is annotated as hyphally regulated cell wall protein 3. The coding region runs from base 41 to 3298 and encodes 1085 amino acids. NCBI's taxonomy places the organism in Eukaryota, Metazoa, Arthropoda, Arachnida, Ixodida, Ixodidae. The record is from RefSeq and is a predicted model, not a curated record. Gene Ontology annotation, molecular function: actin filament binding. Gene Ontology annotation, biological process: actin filament bundle assembly. Gene Ontology annotation, cellular component: cytoplasm. The transcript is spliced from 10 exons.
UCGUUGGCGAGUGGUGCGCUGGUUGCUGCUGGGUGGAGCCAUGGCUCCGACGGUGGCGGCGCUGCAGUCGCGCACGGGUGCCCUGGCCCUGCACUACGCGGCCGCCAAAGGAUGCCUGGACUGCGUCAUCCUCCUCACGGAGUCCUGCCCGGAGCUCGGGGCCAACACCCCGAUGGAGAACCACGUGACCCCGGUGUAUCUGGCGGCCCAGGAGGGUCACGUGCCCGUGCUGCAGUACCUGGUCACCGUGGCCGGAGGGAACCUGAACGUCCGGGCCAGGGACGGCAUGGCCCCACUACACGCCGCCGCGCAGAUGGGGGCCCUCGAGUGCGUCAAGUGGAUGGUGGAGGACCAGGGGCUGGACCCGAACCUGAGCGACAACGACGGUGCGACCGCGGCGCACUUUGCGGCCAGCAGGGGCCACGUGGAGACCCUGCGCUGGCUGCUCGCCCACGGCGCCGCCCUGCUGCCGGACAAGUUCGGCAAGUCGCCCUUCCACGACGCCGCUGAAAACGAGCAGCUAGAGUGCCUGGCCGUCCUUAUCGGGCACGUGUCCAACCCGGAACUCCACGUGACGCAAGGCAAGUCCGGCAACGGCACUCUCAAGCGCGGAGCACACCACCGGCAGGUGACUCAGUCGUGCUCGUGUCCCGGUCCCGCGCGGCCCUCGGGUCGUCCGUCGAGGUCGACCAGACCCCCGCAGCAGAUCCUGCAGCAGCAGCAGAGGUCUCCCUGCGGAAGGACGACAUCGGCGACAGCGGCACAGACGUCCAGCCUGACGUCCUCGGCCACGUCCGUCUCGCCCCUGUCCAGGAGCACGGAGGCGACGGAGCCCUUCUUCCUGCACGAGCCUCACAUGACCGUCAGCGACCGGGUGCGCAAGCUUUUCGAGAGUGCCGCAGGAACCACCACCGUACCGACGACCCAUCUUCAUGUCGUAACCGCCGAGGUUCACGACAACUCCGACAGCUUCGUCAGGGCCAAGACUGAAGAAAGCCAGAAGUCCGUCAGCAGCAGCUCCAAUUCGAGCACGAGCACGGACGAAGGUAUCUGCCAGGACGACGCCAUCCUCGAGGACGACGAGAAAAGAGACUCAGACACAGUCUCGACGCCGCAGAGCAGCCGCAAGGCACCCUCCUCGGUCGACGCCGCAUCGUCUGCAUCGUCCACGACCGCUUGCAGCCCGGAGGACGACGAGAUGGACACCGCAGCAGGAAGAACCACCAUCUUCCACAGCUCUCAGUUGAACUGCAAGUCACCAACACUCGUCAAGAGUCCAAAUCAGAAUCAGACGGUGCUCAAGACAGUCGCAAAGACCCCAACACCCAAGGCAUCGCCACCGAUGGAGCCCAAGGUCCCUUCGCAAGCCAUCCUGCGACCGACGCCUUGCUCGGCGAUACUCAGAGAGGCCCAACCGCUCCCGCUUCGGGGUAAAUCUUCGUCUUUGGCAGACUUGCUUGGGGAAACUGUCAAAGAGCAGCAGUCUCCUCAGCCAUCCACGAACCAACAGCAGCCCGCGGCAAAGAAGUCAGUCGAAAACGGGCUCAAGAAGGCCUCCUCAACGCUAUCUCUCCUCUCCUCAGCACUUCAAGUUCCACCACCACCACCGCCUGCUGCCGAUAACACCUCUUGCGCCGACGUCAGUGGCAGUGACUCGGACUAUGAGACCAUAUGCACGGUAUCCACUUACAAGGAGGACAAAGCAGUUAAGGCAUUAAGGCCUCCGCUCGCGCUUCCAGUCGAAGCAUCGUCCAAGAACACCUACGAAGACGUGAUCGAUUCCGCGGUUCCGCCUCCCCCAAGCUGUGAUCCGUCGCCACCUCCACCUCCGCCUCCACCUCCGAGAAACCAAGACGUCAAGCCCAGCUGUGAAAACACGCUGAAGAGGUCGACGGCAAGCCUCAGUGGAGACUGCCGCUCAGAAACGUCUUCCAACGCAGACACUGAAGACUCGGGGUCUUCGAGCGUCCACAGCGAGGAGAGGACGCUGCCACGUCUCUUCGAGAGGCCAUUGUCCUUCAUACCGCCUCAGUUUAUGCAGCCACCAGAUUCGGAUACGAAUCUGAAACCCUCGGAAUAUCUCAAGACCGUGUCCAACCGCCCAAAAUCUGUUCUGGUCCCAAAGGAGCUCAAGGUCGACUCGAUGCCAAGGAAGCUUGGUAAGGUCCUGGACAACCUGCCGUUGCCUACACCCCCGCAGAUUUCAAUUGUUUCGUCACCGGUAGCGGCUUGUCCGACAACAAAUGGGACAAAUGGAACAAGCGGGACGACCAACGGAACGUCAAACGGACAGGCCAACGGGACAGUUAAUGGAGGAACAAACGGCACGGCAGGCGCUAUCACAAAUGGAUCGAUUGGAUCAAGUACGGCGAACGGUUUAAGCGGUUUAAAUGGAUCAAGCACACUAAAUGGUACGACGAAUGGACAAAAUGGAACAAACGGUAACUGCGACGAAUCGCCGACGGCGUCUUUGUGUGAGGAGAAAGUGCGCAGCAACUCAACCAGUCACACGGAUGGCGACGUCAGCAGUUCGAGCUCGGUGAAGAGUAUGCCUAGCACCCCGUGCUCACCGCAGCCAAAUGGUGGCGUGUUCUCGAUAACCAAGGAGCAGCUUCAAAAUGUACAGCUCAAGAGGACGGACAAGCCAAGCACAAUAGAACGCUGUGUGCUGCUCCAGAAGAAUGGUGGUGCGCUGUUAGAGCAGAAGAGCACCAUCAUCGAAGAACUCAAGCAGUCCAUGGACGGACAAGGAGUCCACGGCGUGCGAAAGAUGAAAGAAGAAAGGUUGCGAAUGGAAGAAGAGAAGGAGAAGAAAAAAGCUGAGGAGUUGCUGCAGCAGAUCUCGGCCAAGAACUUCGUGGACACGAUACCCGAGAAGGACGUGAACGGCUGCGUUAUUCCCGCCUGGAAGCGUCAGAUGCUCGCCAAGAAGGCCGCCGAGAAGGCGAGGAAGGAGGCCGAGGAAGUUCUCCAGCGCGAAGCCGAGGCGAAGAAGUGGACGUCUGUGCCGGUCUGGAAGCGACAGCUGCUCAUGAAGAACGGCGACUCUACUUUACCCGGGCACAAGACGCUCGGCAACAAGCCACUGACUGCGUCGCUGAGCUGUCCGGCGACGCCAACCCAAACGCUACCUCAGCCGGUGAUGUCUUCCCAGCCGGCGACGCCUUCGCCCUCCGAAGGUCCCAGCGAAGCCGUGCCCGCCUCGCAGGACAGAUCCCUGGUCAUCGAAGAAGACGACAAGCCCCCGAACCCCUUCCUGCAGCAGGGUCUACGCAAAGUGAACGUGCGCCUUCACUGAAGCCAGCGUGGCCUGCCGCAGAAGAAGGGAUUCGAUGCCCUAAGGAAGACUUUACCUCACAGCCGUACACGAGUGUCCUAGAGCUCGUAGAGGCUCCGAAGAGCCACUCUAGAUGCUUCCAGAAGCCUGCAGAACACCGUAUCUUCGCUGUGUGAGAGUGGCCUCUUGUUCAGAUGAGAGACUCGUGUGUUGCCGAGACGCUAUAGGAUACGCAAUUAGACCGACCCCGCCAGAACUCGUCCCACACCUCCGGUACUGUCGUCUGCCAGAUGGACUAAAGAGCGACGUCGUACCUGGAAAGCUCGUCACGUGGGCGGUCUUCUUUCUUUUUUGUGUGUGUGUGUGUUUUUGUCACUUGUGAAACUGCUUAUGAGGCUUGCAAUCGCCGUCUGCUACUCUAAAGAACGAAACCUUCUUAGAAGACACGAGAGGAUUCAGCUCCAGGUGUACUUUGCUAAAGAGUCAGCUGGUCUUUGACGUCUUGUAGACUGUGGCGCGAGGUACGCGGACCCUUGACAGGCGCGGACACCUGGAGCUUAAUUCUAUGCCGAGCGAGGGAGAUUCGAAUUGUCGCACGCUUCUAUCGAUGCCCCGGUAAGAAGGUGCUGCCGAUGAUGCGGCAGCUGAGGCGCUGUCUCGCUAUACCGAUGUAAAAAGGAAUAGUACAUUUUUGUAUAAAAGUGGCGGAGCAAAUAGAGCCGCCCUUGAAAUUAGUAUUAUUUUUUUUCCGCGAGCGAUGACACACCACGUGCAUCCUGUUUUGUAAAUAGAUCAGAACUAUACUAAUAGCGCUACUGCUUUUAAUACGUGCGAAACGGAAAGUAUGUUGACUCGAGAAUGUCUGUGCUACCCGGAGCGUGUAACACUACUAAAAUACCGCGCAAACCUUAACGGCGAAAGAAUUAUUUUAUCAAUUAUUUUUUUAGGAUGACUGAGGCUGCGUUACUCCAGAGCUGUGCGCGCCACGAUAUGUUUUAAAUACGGCAUUUGUUUAUGGGCUUCAACUCCGACUGGUACAGGACUAAGAUGCAUAUAUGUCACAGUUCCGGUGAGAGCAGUGAAGUUGUCAGAAUCUAAAUAUUUUUUGUCGUUGUCGCGCAUGUGUUUUUGUAUGAAUGGCAGUAUGGUUGGAUCAAUGAUAGUGUGUGUGUUUUUCGGCGAUGCUUUUAUUCGCGAGAAAUUAUAUCAAACGUUUCGUUAUAGCUGUUAGCCCUUGUCGAAUCACAAACCUAUAGUACGUUUGUGCGGUGAAACCCUAAAUGGCUAAGACAGGAAGGGAGCGUUGUCGUACGAGAACUUGGGGACGUUUUUUCGAGUGUGCAAUGGGCGAGAGCACUUAAGAAACUGAUGCUGCCACUAAGCAAGAACACACACUCAAAGGUAGGACUGUAAAAUGGAAACAUUAAAUGAGCUCUUGUCCUUUCCUUGCAGUGACAAUUAAGGGCAGACAUGCUCGGUCUUGUAAUGGCUCCCACCAGAAGGUACUGUUCUCGCCUGCAAGGUGCUGCGUAGCAGUGUGUCAGGAAGAGUACUGCAAGUGGCUGCCGAGAAAGCGUACCGGGGAGCUAUGCCAAGAGACCGUGCUUAAGAGUCGCUGACGUCAUUACCUGCAGUGGUAAUGUUCCUACGACACGUUCAGUCCGAUUGCACUGCUGCCGCGUACUGUGAAGCGCCUUAUUUUCACCGUCGCGAUGACGGUCGAGAUACACGGAACAGCGUCAUGCUCUGGAGAGAAGAACGACUCGCGAUCCUAGGAUAUGCGAAAGGAGGACUCUGGUCAAUGGUUGCCUGCUUUAUGAACUUGCCGAGGAUGGUAGACACCCGACGCAUGUCUUUAGGUGAUGCACACUGCUCCAAAGUUCGUUUCAUGGGUGUUCAGUUCCCACGCAGGUACACUCAGUUUUGCGAAUGGUUCUGGUUAUCUGGGGGGUCGGCAGCUCAUGCGUAGAAAGCGAGCACACGCUCUAGAACUCCGGCUUUCUUCAACUGAGCAAAUCUCGUCGCGGCAGUCAACAAUCAGUCUCAAAUAGUCGGAAGACGAGCGACUGUUGCGUUUAUUUUUCUGGUUUCCUAUCGCUUCCGUCUGCCCUUCUGUUUCUGUGCGCAUUUAUGUUGUCUGAAAGCGUGUGUAUAUGUAUUUCUUUCAAAUCGAAAUAAAGUGAGUGGCGCAAGUGAA